Metarhizium acridum CQMa 102 is the source of this 2457-nucleotide messenger RNA. RefSeq names its product anaphase-promoting complex subunit cdc27. Lineage: Eukaryota; Fungi; Ascomycota; Sordariomycetes; Hypocreales; Clavicipitaceae. Gene Ontology annotation, biological process: protein ubiquitination; anaphase-promoting complex-dependent catabolic process; cell division. Gene Ontology annotation, cellular component: anaphase-promoting complex; cytoplasm. Gene Ontology annotation, molecular function: protein binding. The record is from RefSeq and is a predicted model, not a curated record.
AUGGCGCCAAACCCGGCGGCCGUUGGGGGCCUCCUGCGACAGGUGAUCCAUUAUCAUCUCGACAAUGCCUCUUACGACAACGCGCUGUUUUUUGCCGAGCGAUUUGCUGCCCAAGAUCCCAAGGCCACCGAUACGGCAUAUCUGUAUUCACUUUGUCAUCUGCGGUUAGGUGACUACCGGUCUGCGUAUGAUAUAUCGAAACCCAUGGGAUACCGAGGGGUCAACCUGGGGUGUACUUGGGUUUUUGCUCAGGCGUGUCUAACGCUAGAACGAUACAAGGAUGGUAUUUUGGCCCUUGAAAAGUCCAAGGCCAUAUGGCCGCAGAAUUGCAGUGUUGGGAAACACACAGCUACAACGCGAGCAGCACUUCCGGACACACCCGCUCUUCUUUGCUUGCUUGGAAAGCUGCACCGUGGUUACGGAGAUAAGAAGAAGGCCGUGAGCUGUUUUGAGGAGUCACUUAAGAAAAAUCCCUUCAUGUGGGAUGCGUUUACGGCCCUUUGCGACAUGGGCAUCAAUGUUCGCGUUCCCAAUAUUUUUAGAUCAAAUGAGAGCUUGCUUCAGAGCUUCGAUUCAGACAUCGGUAUAAGCGUUAUUGAUCAUCUGAGAGAAGCUUCAUCGUCAGCUGGAAUACCGGUGGAUGCGGUGUCGAUGAAACGAUCAACCGCGAGGAAUAUACCUGCGGAUUUGGGAUCAGAUCCUUUCAGCAUCGGCUUCUCAUCUACGGAGAUGAGCAGCCCAGUAGUAGACAUGUUUACCGAAGCCCCGGAAAACGAUUUCAUGUCUAAAAUCCAGAGUGCCCGAUUACGACUUGCAGCAUCUACGAAUAUCCAACCCUCAUCGAUUGUAGAAGGGAUGGAAACCCCAACAGGGCCCUCAACUCUGUCCGAUCCAACAGCAACUCGGCCCGUAUAUGGCCAGGAACCACCUCAAGCGCCAACGAGGCGAACUAGGAAUGCUCAAGGCAUUGAUGCUGGAUUGGACGCACCGCCACGUAUGAGUUAUGGAAUAGGGACGAAGAGGAACGGUAGACCUGGCCAGGAGCAGCAUGCCGUGGAGACCAUGCCUGAUGGCCCAGCGACAGCAACCGCAACAGCAGCAACUGCCAGUACCAGAGCUGGCCAUAUAGCUGCGGCUGAAAGAAAGCGUACCUUGUCAGGUCACCCAGUCCCAAGAUCGACAAAUACGGACGAGCAUAUGACUAGACGGAGUGCUAGGCUUAACAUGUUUAAGCCGUCUACAAAGGCUAACUCUGGGGCAGCGACAAUAGGCACGUCGGCUGGGCGUGAGUUAAAGAAGGCUAGGCCCCCUGUAUCACGCAUCAUCCGACCAGGUUCCAGUGGUUCCAGCGUCGGCAGAGUUGUGAGUGGAAAUAGAAAACCUGUGGAUGACCAAGCCGACAUAGAUCACGGAGAGUCUUCAAGAACAAGGGAACCAGCGCCGCCUACAGCGCCGUCCAAAACAAUAGAGUCGGAUACUGUCAAGGUCGAAGAAGCGCUUAAGUGGACCCUGGAUCUUAUGAAAAAGCUGGGCAAUGGCUACUAUGCUCUUUCGAGGUUUCAAUGCCAGGAUGCGAUUCAGGCAUUCGGCUCCCUUCCAUCUGCCCAACAGGGGACCCCAUGGGUUCUAUCCCAGAUGGGCCGCUCCCACUACGAGCAAGCAGCAUACGCGGAAGCGGAGAAAUUCUUCCGCAGAAUGCGAGUACAGGCUCCAUCUCGUCUCCAGGACAUGGAAGUGUACUCGACAAUACUGUGGCACCUGAAACGAGAAACCGACCUCUCCUUCCUGGCGCACGAACUGGUCGACUCGGCAUGGCACUCGCCACAGGCUUGGUGUGCAGUGGGCAAUGCUUGGUCUUUAGCACGAGACCCCGAACAAGCGCUUCGUUGUUUCAAACGAGCUACUCAACUGGACCCCAAGUUUGCAUACGCCUUUACACUACAAGGCCACGAACACGUUACCAACGAAGAGUAUGACAAGGCCCUCACGGCGUAUCGACAGGCCAUUGGUGCUGACAGAAGGCACUACAACGCAUAUUAUGGUAUCGGCAGAGUCCAGGAGCGACUUGGCGCCUACGAGAAAGCCUACGACCACUAUUACGCAGCACAAACCAUCAACCCUAACAAUGCUGUGCUGAUUUGCUGCAUGGGAGGUGUUCUAGAGAAGCAGAAGCAGAUGGUACAAGCACUACAUGCUUACACUAAGGCGGCAGAGCUAGCGCCAAGAGCAGCACAAACUCGGUACAAGAAGGCCCGAGCUUUGCUUACUGUUGGGCAGAUUGAAGCAGCGCAAAAGGAGCUCAUGAUUUUGAAAGACCUGGCUCCUGAUGAGGCUACUGUUCACUUUCUGCUUGGAACCCUGUACAGGAAUACGAAUGAGAGGCAGUUGGCCGUUCGACACUUUACCAUUGCUCUAGCCCUGGAUCCGAAGGUGAGCACUUAUCUCUCAUCCCUUUAA